Molecule: messenger RNA, 984 nt
Organism: Aspergillus pseudonomiae
Lineage: Eukaryota; Fungi; Ascomycota; Eurotiomycetes; Eurotiales; Aspergillaceae
Exons: 5
Coding region: 1-984 (327 amino acids)
Source: RefSeq, a predicted model, not a curated record
AUGCCCUCUCAUAUGAAUGAUAGGUUCUUAUGGCUAUGCCUAGGUGUUUCUCUUUUCUUCGCUGUUCGCGGCAUAGUCACGGACCUCCGCCGAGUGCGAGACCUGACGGAGAUUAAGCAUGUCGAGAAGGAAGAUAAGAUGAUCAGUGAAGGCACGGAAGACGCCCUCAAACUGGACACAUUACUAAAGCUCUCUGAGAGCACAAGCUACGACCUCCGGGCAGCUGCUUUGCGUAUUAUCGCUGAAAGAUCUACAAAAGGAGAAACUCGAGAUUUGCUUUUGAGGGACCUUGUAAGCACAGACGAGGAGAGACGAAGCAAAGCCCUCAGUGCGAUGUACUUCCUAGUAUCGAACCGCUCAUUUUCCCGGACCUCCAUCUGUGCCAGACUGAAAGACCCGCCCACAUACAACGCUCUUGUCGACUGUCUCUGCAAUUUCCUAAACGAACAUACCAAGGAGACCUCCACCACAGUAUCGCCUAUUUUACCCAAAACUAGACCUCUCGGGGAGAAAAAGGCGCUUGGUACACUAAACCUAAUUCUUCCAGAGAAUGUGCCCGCAGCUCUGGAGGCUGGCGUGAUCAGUCGUUGGCUCUCAAAAUACCCGUUUCCCUGCGCGCUUUCGGAGCCAUCGCGCCGGCAAGACGUAGUGAUACUCAUGAAGACUUGGUGGGCCGAUGAUACUCUUAUGAGUUCAAUAUUUAGCACACUCUCGUCCCAUCCGGAGGGAACGAAGCAACUACGCAAAUAUGGUCUAAUGGGUAGCAUGAUCGAGGAAAACGACCAGGAUGACGAUGACAGUGAUAUAUGGAUGGUAGAUGGUGAUGAUACUGCCGGCUCAAGUCGAGUCCCUGGGAGACGCUUGCGGGAACGGAGUGCUGAGGAGCAGGCUGUGAGGAGACGAAGGAGAGAGGCUAUGGUGUUGAGUGAUGGAGGACGACCACUUGGUCAUGAAGAUAUCAUUCAACUGCCUAUCUCCGAAUGA